AUGUCUCCCUACAGACUGGUCUAUGGAAAAUCAUGCCACCUUCCAGUUGAACUCGAACAUAAGGCUUAUUGGGCUGUCAAGAAUUGCAACAUGGAUAUUAAGGAGGCUGGAGCCCAUCGGAAAUUACAACUUCAAGAACUAGAAGAAAUCAGACGAGACGCCUAUGAGACUUCUUGGGACUACAAAGCUAAGACCAAAGCCUUCCAUGAUAAACGUAUUUCAAGAAAGCAACUCAAGGUUGGUGAAAAAGUCUUACUCUUCGAUUCUCGUUUGAAGCUAUUUCCAGGGAAACUACGGUCUAGGUGGAUUGGGCCGUUCAUUGUGGAAAAUACUUAUCCCUAUGGAGCCAUAGAUAUUCGCAGCAUAGAAACUAGGAAGGUCUUCAAAGUGAAUGGGCAUCGUCUGAAACCAUUAUAUGAGGAGUUUGCAGUACAUAUGGUGGAAGAGAUUCCACUAAAUUAUCCUCCAUAG
Manihot esculenta (cassava) is the source of this 471-nucleotide messenger RNA. RefSeq lists its product as uncharacterized. Lineage: Eukaryota; Viridiplantae; Streptophyta; Magnoliopsida; Malpighiales; Euphorbiaceae. The transcript has a single exon. Bases 1 to 471 code for a protein of 156 amino acids. The record is from RefSeq and is a predicted model, not a curated record.